AUGAAUUCAAGCCACAAGCUCUUGAAUCAGUUGACUGUGGGAUUUGAUUCGAAGAAAAUCAAGGUUAGAGUGACGCGCAUGUGGGAUGCCAUUAACACAAAUACUGGUGAUGUGUUUGCUCUUGAAAUGGUACUACUCGAUGAAAAUGAAUUGGUUUACACUUCCAAAGUGACAAUUCUGAAAGUUGAUUUCAAUAGUCAACUGCACUACAAAGCAUGUCCAAAAUUUCAGAGAAAAGUGACAUUAGAAGGAUCUAAUUUUGUGUGCAAUGCUUGCAAUCAAAAUGUGGAGUAUCCUAAAUUGAGGUAUAUGUUAAAAGUCUUGGUAAGUGAUGCAACCGGUAGUGCUUGGUUUGUUAUAUUUGAUCAAGAGGCUGAAAGAAUAAUAGAACACAAACUUUCUUUUGUUCUUGAAGAAUUUAACAAGAUUGGUGGAACCAACAACCAAUACCAACCUGAAGUAUUUUCUUCCCAGAUCCCAAUUAGUACACCAGAUGAUUCUAAUCAACAGCAUUUCAAUACACUUCAUAUGAAUAAUUCAUCAGAGGGUUCAACAAAAAUCACAGAAGAAGGGAAUCCUCAUAAAAAGAUUUGCAUGAGAAGUGAUAAUGAAAAAUCAAUAAAUGCUGAUUUGCACGAACAAAUCGAGGAGAAUGUUCAAACAGAAGAAAAAUCAAAACAAGUUCCUGAAAAAUAG
Coffea eugenioides is the source of this 696-nucleotide messenger RNA. RefSeq lists its product as uncharacterized. Gene Ontology annotation, cellular component: nucleus. The transcript is spliced from 5 exons. NCBI's taxonomy places the organism in Eukaryota, Viridiplantae, Streptophyta, Magnoliopsida, Gentianales, Rubiaceae. Gene Ontology annotation, molecular function: DNA binding. The record is from RefSeq and is a predicted model, not a curated record. Gene Ontology annotation, biological process: DNA recombination; DNA replication; DNA repair. The coding region runs from base 1 to 696 and encodes 231 amino acids.